AUGGAUGGGCCACACCGGUAUUCUGCCGAUGUCGCCUCUGCGGUAUUUCAGAACCUGCAAGACCAGCACCAAUGGGCAUCGUUGGAAAUCCUUAGCAUCCCAGGACUGUCGCGGCCAAUGAUUCGAGGCCUCCCACCACGCCUCUUAUAUCUCCACCCAGACGAUCAGAUAGCAGCUCUUGCAUACGAAAAGUCAGCUGGGACAAGGGCUCAACAUGACGCGGAGUUUGAAUGGGUGCUAGCAGUCCAUCUUGCCGAGAAAUGGACGCUUUCUAACUUUGCGGCUGUCAUGGACGCCCUCCCGGAUGCUCGCAAGGGUGCCAAGCGGAUUGUCCUGGCCGCCUUGCAUAAUGACUCAACCGUUGUAUACUAUAUUGUGCAAGAAGGAAUGAUAAAGCCUCGUCAGAACUAA
This is a messenger RNA of Trichoderma gamsii, 411 nucleotides long. RefSeq lists its product as hypothetical. The transcript has a single exon. The record is from RefSeq and is a predicted model, not a curated record. The coding region runs from base 1 to 411 and encodes 136 amino acids. Gene Ontology annotation, biological process: tRNA splicing, via endonucleolytic cleavage and ligation; tRNA-type intron splice site recognition and cleavage. NCBI's taxonomy places the organism in Eukaryota, Fungi, Ascomycota, Sordariomycetes, Hypocreales, Hypocreaceae. Gene Ontology annotation, molecular function: nucleic acid binding. Gene Ontology annotation, cellular component: tRNA-intron endonuclease complex.